AUGAGCGUUCACGAAUCAGAUAAUUUCGGUUUGCAGUCUUUACUUUCGCAAACCAGUACGCCAGCAACAUCCGUUCGAUCAAGCUUCGAAUAUGCUGCACCUGACAGUAGUGCCUGUUGCAUGAAUAUCCUUGACGAACCAGAGGAGCCUGAUGCUGAUGCACUUGCCAUACCCAACGAGCAAAAGUUCAAUUUACCCUUAGGGAAGUCGCCAGGGCUUUCCAGCGAUGUAAAGCGUCGUCUACAUCAGAGAAAUCCGUCGCAGACACGAUGGGUCAAUUUUACCCAGAGCUCUUCAAACCUAACGAGCGAGCUUUCCGAUUUGUAUCUUGAUGGCCACGGAUGUCUGGAUCUACAUGCUAUGGGUACACAGAUGCUAGGCGGUCCCAUCAAGUGUCGGGACGGCAGCUAUUUUGUAUGGAUCCAGACCACGAUACCUUUCUUGGGCAAAGGCCAACAAUCCUGGUCACGUUUGGAGCAAUGCGGAUUUAAGAUGGUGGUUUGUCUACCUACACCUGAAAGAGCUGGAACCGUCCUUACAAAUUUUACUGGCGAGGCGGAAAUUGUCAAGCACAUUAGCGAAGCCCUCACGGCUGGUCUGUUAGACGAGCAUUCGAUGGGCAAAGAAGCAUUGUCCUGCGUUUGGGUCCUGGCCUGCUCUAUUAUCCGUGCUGUGAGUCAGCAGAUGGAUGCCGCUUUCAGAAUCUUCGACCCUCUGGACCGUGUAUACGACAUUUCGAGAACGACCCAUCUUCCGACUAUGCUUAACCAAGCAAACGAUCUAGCUCGCGUGGACCGUUAUAUAGCUGGUCUGGAAGAAAUUCUGGGCUUCUUCAACGCGGUUCGCUCUUUCCAGCAGAGCCAGAAGCCAACUAGCCCGCCAUCCCAGAAUCUAAAGAACUGCUACUCACGCAUUUCCGAUCGGUCUAAUCUCGAAUCAGAAAUAGCGAAGCAGAAGAUAGUGCAUGCACGGGAACUAUGCCGAACACAUAUCAAGCAACACGAAAGUCACAUACAGUUGACAUUAUCCUACAGCACAACGCAAAUAGCAAACAAUCUCGACAAAGGUAGCAGAAUUGGUGAGCGCAUCACGACCAUAGGUCUUGUUCUCGCUGCCAUCUCGGGACUGACUUCACCACUUGCCGUAGUGACGAGCUACUUUGGCAUGAAUGUUGUUGAGCUCGUAGAGGGUGAUCGCUCUGCCGAUAGUUGCUUUAUCUUUGGUCAUCUUGUGCAUCAUCAUCGUACUUUGUACAACAGCUUCAUCACUCUCGUCCAGGAGGUCCGUAGUGCGCAGUCUGUAUGA
Molecule: messenger RNA, 1305 nt
Organism: Lithohypha guttulata
Lineage: Eukaryota; Fungi; Ascomycota; Eurotiomycetes; Chaetothyriales; Trichomeriaceae
Exons: 2
Coding region: 1-1305 (434 amino acids)
Source: RefSeq, a predicted model, not a curated record